Solanum tuberosum (potato) is the source of this 688-nucleotide messenger RNA. RefSeq names its product dnaJ homolog subfamily C member 17-like. Bases 4 to 675 code for a protein of 223 amino acids. The transcript has a single exon. NCBI's taxonomy places the organism in Eukaryota, Viridiplantae, Streptophyta, Magnoliopsida, Solanales, Solanaceae. The record is from RefSeq and is a predicted model, not a curated record. Gene Ontology annotation, molecular function: RNA binding.
ACCAUGGAUAUUGAAGUUGAUCAUUAUAGUGCUUUGGAUUUACCCUCCGGUGAGGAAGGGGCAAAGCUUUCUGAAAUCGAAAUAUCGAAAGCGUAUCGAAAGAAAGCAUUAGAAUUGCAUCCAGACAAGAGACUCGAUGAUCCAAUUAACGCUCACUUAAAUUUUCAAAAGCUCAAGGCUUCCUAUGACAUUCUCAAGGAUGACAAAAAGAGGAAGUUAUUUGAUGAGAUGAUCCAAUUACAACAACAACAACAACGACAACAACAAGAAGAAGAAGAUUCAAAGCGUAGAAAGAUGAUGUCUUUUGUACCUGAUAUUAAUUUGGCUCGAUUAGAAGAGGAGGAACGAAUUGCUAUAAAACUUUUAGGUGAAAUUGCUAGGAUUCGUGAAAUAUUGCUGUCAAAGAAAGAAUCAUCAGAGAUGUGUGUUGACAAGGAAAAGGUGCUUAAGGUAUCUUGGAGUAAAAGUGGUGAAGAUUAUACUUGCCAAAGAUUGAGAGAGUUGUUUAGUAAUUUUGGUGAGGUUGAACAUGUAAUCAUGGGUUCGAGUUCUAAGAAUAAGAAGAGAAGAAGUUACGCUCUUGUUGAAAUGUUAUCUAAAGCCGAUGCAGCUAAAGCCGUCUCUUCUUGUGUCUUAACUGGUCUCUUGAUUGUGCCUCUUGUUUCGAGCUUAUAAUUACAUAUUUUGU